UAAGCCUUUCCUGGAGGUGAGCGCCCGGCCGCGGACGAGGACCCUGCGCAGGGGACGGGGCGGGGACCGGGCUGCUGGCGGGGUCGGGCGUCAUCCCCACCCGGGGGCGUCCCGGGCCGCUUCGGGCUGUCCUCCCCGGACCCGCGGUGGCCGGCUGGUGCCGGGCUGGUGUCCGGCGGGGGGCCCACCGCGAAGCCCCGGCUCUGACGAGGUCCCUUGCACCCCACCUUUGGAAGGCUGUCAGACUUUGUCACUUUCGCUUUCGUCCCCACCCCCCGGGGGCAGGUGGCUUCACUGUCUUGGAAAAGGGAGACAGCCACGCCCGCGGGGCCGUGGAAAUCUCAGAACGCUGCCCAGCUGCCAGACCACAGGCCUGAGCCCCGCCCACCCAGAGCACCGGGAAAACAGCCUCCACGGUAAAUAUUGUUGGCCUUUACGUUAUAAACAAUCUGCCGAUGAAGACAGGGGAAACCACGGCUGGAAUGACAUCCUCCCAGGCGUGAGGAAAACCAAAGCCCUUUCUCCUGAUUCACCAAAUUAACACUGACCACCUGCGUCACUGAUGAAGUUCCUAUGGUCUCGGGAACAGAAGUUGUGGAACAGUUGGGGGACCUGGGCCCCUAGAAUGGGGAGGACGUGUCAGGAGCUCCCUGUGUUAGGCCUGGGAGGUUUGAAGACUAUGUAUGCUGAAAACAGAAAUACUUGACACAGGGUUGAACCAGUCCGAAGGGCUCAGAAUUUGGAGGGAGUGCCACAGAUGCCCAGAAGGAUAUUUCCAGCUGCGUCCAGACAAGCAAGAAGAAGCGACAGGCUCACCCUCAGACGCUGGUGGUGUAAUGCUCACAGGAUCAUGGGAGGCCACCUGGACUUUCUGUUCGGGGUGAUGCUUGCAGCCAGCCCUGUGCUUGUGAUUCCUUCCUGUGCCUCUGACGGUCUGAGGGCCUUGUAUCGCUCCUGCAACCUCACCCAGGUGCCCCCGGUCCCCAGCACCACCCAGACCCUCCUGCUGAGCUUCAACUACAUCCAGACUGUCACAACCACAUCCUUCCCCUUCCUGGAGCGGCUGCAGCCUGAGCUUGGGACUCAGUUUAUCCCCUUCACCAUUGGCAGAAAACCCUUCAGAAAGCUGCCCAACCUGAGGGUCUUGGACCUGGGCAAGAGUCAGGUGGAUUUCCUGCAUCGCGAUGCUUUUCAGGGGCUGGCCCACCUGCUUGAACUUGGACUCUUCCACUGUGGUCUGCCUGAUAAUAUAUUAAAAGAUGGUUAUUUCAGAAACUUAGUCUUGUCUCACCUGGACCUGUCCAAGAAUCAGAUUCAUAGCCUUAACCUUCAUCCUUCAUUCUGGGAAUUGAAUUCCCUGAAGUCCAUUGAUUUUUCCCUCAACCAGAUCCCCAUUGUGUGUGAACUUGAGCUCCAGCCGCUGCAAGGGAAAAAUCUCUCCCUCUUAAACCUCGCUGCCAGUCACCUGUACAGCAGGGUCUCCGUGGACUGGGGCACGUGCAUGAACCCGUUUACAAACAUGGUCCUAGAAACCCUGAACGUUUCUGACAACGGCUGGACCGUGGACAUCACGGGCCAGAUCUCUCUGGUUCUGGCCCACCACAUUAUGGGGUCCGGGUUUGGCUUCCAGAACAUCAGGGACCCCGACCGGGACACAUUUGCUGGCCUGGCCAGGAGUGCGGAGCUGCAGCUGGAUCUGUCCCAUGGCUUCAUCUUCUCCCUGAACUUCCGACUCUUUGAGGCCCUCAAGGACUUGAAGCUCCUGAACCUGGCCCAAAACAAAAUAAACAGGAUUGCAAGAGAAGCAUUUUAUGGCCUCAACAGCCUCCACGUUCUCAACAUGUCAUAUAACCUCCUGGGGGAGCUUUAUAAUUCUGAUUUCUGUGAACUCCCUCAGGUAGCCUAUAUCGAUCUUCAAAACAAUCACAUUGGGAUCAUUCAGGACCAGACCUUCAGAUUCCUGAAAACAUUACAUACCUUGGAUCUCCGGGAAAAUGCUCUUAAAACAAUUCCUUUUCUGCCAAGCCUAGACACUAUCUUCUUGGGUAGCAAUAAACUGGCAGCCUUGCCGAACAUGAGACUUAAAGCCAAGUUCAUCCACUUGUCAGAGAACAGGCUGGAAGAUGUGGAUGAUCUCUAUUUCCUCCUCUGCGUCCCUGACCUCCAGGUCCUCAUUCUGAAUCAAAACCGCUUUUCCUCUUGCAGCCGAGCUCACGGCCCAACAGGGAGCCUCAGCUUAGAAAAGCUUUUCCUUGGAGGAAACAUGUUGCAGCUUGCCUGGGAAACCGGCUUCUGCUGGGAUGUGUUCAAGGGGCUCUCAUGGCUCCAAAUCCUGUAUCUGAACAACUACUUGGCCUUCCUCCCGCCCGGGGCACUUAGUCACCUGACUGCGCUGAGGGGCCUCGACCUCAACUCCAACAGGCUGAUUCAGGCUCUUGCUCCUGGCGACUUGCCUGCUAACCUGGAGGUGCUGGACAUGUCCAGAAACCAGCUCCUGUCCCUGGACCCCAACUUGCUGGCGUCCCUCAGAGCCGUGGACAUAAUGCACACCAGGUUCAUCUGUGAGUGUGACCUCCAUCCUCUCAUUACUUGGCUCAACCAGACCAACGUCACUGUAUUUGGGUCUCGUGCAGAUACCUACUGCACGUACCCCAACACACUCACAGGGAUGCCCCUCUCCUCUGUUUCCAUGGAGGGCUGCGAUGAAGAGGAGGUCUUGAAGGCCCUAAAGUUGUCCCUUUUCGUCUCCUGCAUGGUCACCCUGACUCUGUUCCUCGUGACCAUCCUCACGGUCACCAAGCUCAGGGGGCUUUGUUUCAUGUGUUACAGGGCUGCCCAGAGACUGCUGCCCACGGUCCAUGCCGAGCACUGUGAGUCCGACACGUACAAAUACGAGGCCUACCUCUGUCUCGGCAGAGACUUUGAGUGGGUGCAGAGGGCUCUGCUCAGAUAUCUGGAUGGCAGAUUCAACCUGUGCUUUGAAGAAAGAGACUUUGUCCCGGGGCGGGAGCACGUCGCCAACAUCAAGGAUGCCGUGUGGGGCAGCAGGAAGGUGGUCUGCCUCGUGAGCAGACACUUCCAAGACGGGUGGUGCCUGGAAGCCUUCACUUACGCCCAGAGCAGGUGCGUGUCUGACCUGGACAGCGCCCUCAUCCUGGUGAUCGUCGGGUCCCUGUCCCAGUACCAGCUAAUGAAGCAUCAGUGCAUCAGAGGGUUCAUGCGGAAACGGCAGUACUUGAGGUGGCCCAAGGAUCUCCAGGACGUUGGCUGGUUCCUUCACACACUCAACAUUCUGAAGAAAGAGAAGGAUGCCAACACGGACAGUAGCAUCCAGCUGCAAACUGUGGCAACCGUCUCCUAGUCAAGGAGCAUUUCGAGCUAAUCCCAAGCCACAGAUAACUCUUACCAUUUCAGGGUCCUGUUUUGGAGAGGUUUUUGUUUUUUUCCUACUAGGAAAACAACAUAGCUCUUGAUUCCCAUAGCCACGGGAUGCCUGGUCUCACUGACCCAGAAAUGGAAAGGAAUCCUGUUUUCUCCAGUCGCGCUGACCACAGGCCACGCCCUCGUCGUGGGAAGGGCCCGGGAGAGGGGUCCCAGAGGGCUGCGAGCCUUCCUCUGGCGCUUGCUCUCGGUCGCUCGGUCGGCAAGGGGCGCCCUCUGCUCCGCAGAACAACACUGACGAAGAAGCACAGAAAAGAGGGCGUUUCCUGCUUCUGCCACAGGGAUGGUGCCGCCGCUCGGUGCCAGUCCCGCUCCGUCUGGGGGCAAGCCGUGGCCCCACGGAAGCGGGCGGGACAGUACCUGGAUCUCAUUGCAGCUGUAGCGCUCUCCCUGUUCCUCGCGAGUUCUUCUUCGCACGCGGCCUGCAUUCCCCUCCUUUCUCUCCCACACCCCGCUCGUCAGCUGCACACAGAUAUCAGGCCUGUUGCAGGCCUGAUUCUGCUGCUCGGGGUGGCUGUGUGACUGUUAGCACGUGACACACCCUCUCUGGGCCUGGUUUCUCAUCUGCGGCCCGGUGCUAUCUACCAAGGACCUCAGGCUUCUCAGAUCUGCCCUGCUGUGGCCCCAAGGGCGUGUGCACAGGGAGGCGCCUUCUGGAGGCAGUGGGAACUUCUCUGAAGUUGUAUUUUUUUUAUCUUAA
Molecule: messenger RNA, 4141 nt
Organism: Zalophus californianus (California sea lion)
Lineage: Eukaryota; Metazoa; Chordata; Mammalia; Carnivora; Otariidae
Gene: TLR5
Product: toll like receptor 5
Biological process (GO): inflammatory response; immune response; toll-like receptor signaling pathway
Cellular component (GO): membrane
Molecular function (GO): protein binding; transmembrane signaling receptor activity
Source: RefSeq, a predicted model, not a curated record